Messenger RNA from Oryzias latipes (Japanese medaka), 1589 nucleotides. RefSeq names its product sex hormone-binding globulin (gene shbg). Gene Ontology annotation, molecular function: steroid binding. The record is from RefSeq and is a predicted model, not a curated record. Lineage: Eukaryota; Metazoa; Chordata; Actinopteri; Beloniformes; Adrianichthyidae.
CUCGCAGAGAUCAAUACCCUGCACUGACUGACCAUCCUCCGUUUGCCCUCUGGACCCCAGGACGGCAGGCCAAAUCCCACCUACGCUCCACACAAACACUGUGGCAGAAAGCCUCUGCACCUCAUCCCGCCGCCGCCGCCGCCACCUGUGGAACGCUUGGACCACCCAAAGGCUCUGGAGAGUGCACCCUGGGAGGCCUGGGGUGGGUGAACGCUCUGAAAGAUGGCAGUCUUUUGGAAAGCAGUAGCAGGUGGACUGCUCCUCACUGUGAGCCUGCUGGGGGGGCCAACUGCGGGCCAGGGGAGCUUACGGGGUAAGAAACAAGUAUCGGGCGAUUCCGUCUUCUACCUGAGUCAGGCCAGAGACCUCUGGAGGCCGCUGAUCCACACAGCAGUCAACCUCUCAGAAAUCAACAGCAUCAAGUCCUCCUUCCAGUUUCGGACCUAUGAUCCAGAAGGUCUGAUCUUCUACGGAGACACCAAAAACGGAGAGGAUUGGUUCGUCCUGUCUUUGAUGAACGGCAUCCCCCUGAUGCAGAUCAGCAAAGAAGGCAUGCUGGUCAGUGUGGAAGGUGGGCUGAAGCUCAACGAUGGGAAGUGGCACACGCUGGAAGUAAGCAACCAGGGAAAGUUUGUCAUUCUGGAGGUCGACGGCUCAACCGGACUAAAGGUGGGCAUGCAGUCUCAGCAGACGGAGGAGGUCAUUUCAGGCGGACUUCGACUGGCCCUCGGUGGGAUCCUGAUCGAGAAGGAAAAAAUGAUUGUUCAGUUUAAGCCGCAGAUGGACGCCUGUGUGCGGCACGGCAGCUGGCUGAACAUCAGUAUUCCAUGGGAGUCGGAGGUGGAGGAGCUGCGGCAUUGCUACCAAAACAUUCGACCUGGAAGCUACUUCUCGGGCACAGGAUUCGCUGUUUUUAGCACUUCAGUUUUUCAGACUGAUGAAUAUGCUGCGCUCAGGGUUGAGCUUUGGGCGGAUUUCCGUCAGAUGAAUGGAACCAUUCUGAGCAUAAAGCCUUUACAAAAAGAACUGGAGUUUAGGGUGGAAGCCAGUAAGAACACAGAGGAGCUCACAGUCAGUUUCAGGGAGGAGAAGUUUAUUUUGAAAAGCACUUUCAAGAAACUACUCAUUACGUUCUCGAAAAGUGAACUGAAAGUGCUUCAAGACGGAGAUGAAUCACAAAGCACAACAUUAUCCGUCAAUCCAGAGUUGACAACUUGGAGAGAGGGUCUUCUCGCAAUUGGGGGUCUUUUAGGUGAAGGUGAGGACGGCUCCCACUUCUUGACAGGCUGUCUGGAAAAGAUCCAAGUCCAGGGAAGGGAUUUGGAUCUGGAUUUAGCUGUCAAGCACAUGUCCAUCUCCUCUCACAGCUGCCCUGCAUAAAACAACAAAAGCAUGCGCUGCAUGUCAGCAGCAGCUGAUGCCUUUAUUCUGUCUAAACAGAACGAUAGACCCACCAUCAGACUGAAAAAUAAUCUGUUAUAAAGUCCAGACACAAAAUAAAAAUGAAGACCUUAAAGCUGGUCUGGAAACUCUAUAAAAUCCUAAUGAAAGAUGUGAAUAAACAGAUGGAGAACGGCUAGAAGAGAGAA